GUUGAUUUCGCUCAGCUUUAUGUUGACCUCGCCGUCAGAUUACAGACUUCACAGAUUUUGUUUUGUCAUUUUAGAUGAAAUAUGAGCUUUUAAUUUGUCUCCGCAUCUCGGUUUGCUCUCCCCCUCCCAACGCUGCAGCUGACUAACUAACCGAGCUCAUAGCAGGGAUGUGUGCGUGGAGGCGGCUGCACGGAAGCGUGCGAACCCUUCGUGGAUCUCACACCCGUGGAUCACUCACCUUCACUGCGGUGACAAAACGGCACCAAGGCCCAUGUGGAGGUUUAACUUUGUGCCAGAGCCUGAGCACAGGUGGAUCCUUACGGAGCGACUUCAUUAAAGACCUGGAAGCCCAGCUGACAGCGAUGAGGAAGAAGGCGGUGGACGCUAUGCCGGGUAGCAGCUGGAUGCCCUUCGAGAUCAACCCCAACCUUCCUCCUGAGACAGCGGACAUUGUGAUCGUUGGAGGAGGGGUGGUGGGCUGGUCCAUCGCCUACUGGCUAAAGCAGAAAGAGAAGCUCUCCAGUGGGAUGCGGGUCCUUGUUGUGGAGAGGGACCCAACGUAUUCCCAGGCGUCAACGGUGCUGUCCGCAGGUGGAAUCCGCCAGCAGUUCUCCCUGCCGGAGAACAUCCACCUCUCCCUGGCCUCUGCAGACUUCAUGAGGAACAUCAAUGAGCAUCUCAGCGUUGUGAAUGAAGACCCCGUGGAUUUGCAGUUCAACCAGUCGGGAUACCUCUUCUUAGCCAGCGAGGAGGUGGCUCACAUCAUGGAGCAGAACUACGAUACACAAAAGUUAGCUGGAGCUAAAGUUUCCCUCCUUUCUCCACAACAAGUGAAGAAGAAAUUUCCAUGGAUAAACACAGAGGGGGUGGUCCUCGCUUCAUACGGCCUGGAGAAUGAGGGCUGGUUCGAUCCCUGGAGUCUCCUGAACGCCUUCAGGAGGAAGGCCAUGUCCCUGGGGGUUCUGCAGUGCUUCGGGGAAGUCUCAGAUUUUAAGUAUACAACAAGUGUUAUGAUGACAGCCGAUGGGGAUCAAAUGGAUCUGAGGAGAAUAAAAUCUGUCAAAGUGCUGAUGCCAAACAGCAUGGAGUACCAGCCGGUGGAAUGUGCCAUUGUAGUGAACGCAGCCGGAGCCUUUUCUGGCAAACUGGCAGAGAUGCUGGGAAUUGGCCUUGGUCCCAAAGACUCCCUCGCUGGAAUUCCAGUCCCUGUUGAGCCUCGGAAGAGGUAUGUGUAUGUGGUUCACUGUCCUGAUGGUCCAGGGCUAGAUACGCCGUUUUUAAUCGACUAUUCUGGUGUUUAUUUCCGGAGGGAGGGCUUAGGAGGAAACUACAUUUCUGGAGCAUCACCGGAGGAGGUGGAAGAGCCAGACGCCAGCAAUCUUGAGGUGGACCAUGAAUUUUUUGAGAACAAGGUUUGGCCCAAAUUGGCCGAUCGAGUUCCAGCUUUUGAGAAACUUAAGGUGACCAGCGCCUGGGCAGGUUUCUAUGACUACAACACCUUCGACCAGAACGGCAUCAUCGGCACACACCCGCUGAUCAACAACAUGUACUUCGCCACCGGCUUCAGCGGCCACGGCCUGCAGCACUCCCCGGCAGUGGGUCGUGCUGUGGCAGAGCUCAUCCUGGAUGGAGAGUUUAAAACGUUGGACCUGAGGGGAUUCAGUUUCAGACGGAUUCUGACGCAGGAGCCCAUGUUGGAGCAGAACAUUGUGUAGCAGGGCUCGGAUUAAUGACUGUGCUGCAACUGCCAAAACUAUUACAAGUCAAGUCUUAUUUUUUUAUUCAGUGUAGUGUAAGAAGAACACCGAGGCUUCAAACCAGGAAUUAUUAGAUCCUGACAUCAAACAUCCGAGAAUUUUGACAUUUAUGUGCGUUUAACUUCAUUUUUUCAGUGUGGAUGAAUCAAUGCUGACAUAUGAAAAAGAAUUCAGGCAUGUGCAAAAGUCCCAGUUACAACUCUCAUUAAUGCAUCUCAAAGCUUUAGUAUGAAACUUCCUGCGCAAAAAGUAUAGCAAAUAUUGUCGUCAUUUUGAGCUACAACAACAUUUAAUUUCCCUUUGGGACUUCCAAGAAAUGCAAAACAAAACCCUCAAUCUUAGGACUCUACAGGUGACAAUUAGUAUGUUGAAAUUCAUUACAGGAAAAUUAGGAAGAGUCCAUAAACUGUAAAUGAAUAAAUUAAAUAUUUUAUUAAUACUGUAAGGAUUUAUUUUAUAAAGGAUAUGUUUCACAUUUGACCUAGAGUGCUUUUCAGAAACUGUACACCAGAUGGAGCUAUUUAGUCGUUUUGUACUUUCCAUCCAUCCAUACCCGCUUCUUUCGUAUAGGGUCACGGGGAGGCUGGUGCCUAUCUCCAAGUUGCCAGUCUACCAUAGGUCAACAAAGAAACACAGGAUAAACAACCAUGCACACACCCAUUCAUACCUACCGUCAUAACAGUCACGUUUUUGGAUUGUGGGAGGAAGCCAGAGUACCCGGUGGGAACCCACGCUUGCACAGGGAGAUCAUGCAAACUCCAUGCAGAAAGACCCCCGGCCAGGAUUCAAAUGUAGGACCUUCUCGCUGCAAGGCAACGGUGCUACCGUGCAGCCCAUUUUUAAAUAUUCAUCCUAGCCAAUGUCCUUUCAUUUUUGACACCUAAUAAAACCCAACAAGCCACCUGUCAGACACAACACAGUACACACAGAGACACACUGCAGUGCAACCAAAACACUUAAUAUUUGGCAGCGUUGUUAUGCACAUUAUUUAGACAAAUUUAACCUUGAGAAUCUCCUGCUGUUCAGAGGGUUAAGGGUCUUUAAUUUCUCAAACCAACUUUGAAUUUCUACUUAAAUGCUUGUUUUUCGAUUUAAUAUUUAGCAUUUUAAAAUAAAAAUAAAAUGAUCACUUGA
This is a messenger RNA of Girardinichthys multiradiatus, 2891 nucleotides long. RefSeq names its product FAD-dependent oxidoreductase domain containing 1 (gene foxred1). NCBI's taxonomy places the organism in Eukaryota, Metazoa, Chordata, Actinopteri, Cyprinodontiformes, Goodeidae. Gene Ontology annotation, cellular component: cytoplasm. Gene Ontology annotation, molecular function: oxidoreductase activity. The record is from RefSeq and is a predicted model, not a curated record. Bases 168 to 1715 code for a protein of 515 amino acids. The transcript is spliced from 12 exons.